This is a messenger RNA of Rhododendron vialii, 825 nucleotides long. Its product is annotated as glycine cleavage system H protein 3, mitochondrial-like. Gene Ontology annotation, cellular component: glycine cleavage complex; cytoplasm; mitochondrion. The record is from RefSeq and is a predicted model, not a curated record. Gene Ontology annotation, biological process: glycine decarboxylation via glycine cleavage system; protein lipoylation. Lineage: Eukaryota; Viridiplantae; Streptophyta; Magnoliopsida; Ericales; Ericaceae. The transcript is spliced from 4 exons. The coding region runs from base 189 to 686 and encodes 165 amino acids.
ACUAACGGAAACUAGUUGGGCUUUUCGAUGAGGUCUAGGAUCAGGCUUUCAUUGCCCACCAUUCAUCCAAAGAUAAAAAACCACAGAAAAACAUAAAGCCUCGCAUUCUAUAUUGGGAUUAUACUAUAGCCAGCCACCCACCGAGAGAGAGAGAGAGAGAGAGAGAGAGAGAGAGAGAGAGAUUUACGAUGGCACUGAGAGUAUGGGCGUCUUCAACAGCAAAUGCACUGGGAGUCUCUUGCGCUUCCAGAUCUCAUCUCUCUCCUGCAUUUUCUCUCUCCAGAUGCUUCUCGACUGUUCUGGAGGGGCUGAAGUAUGCAUCUUCACACGAAUGGGUGAAGGUUGACGGCCCGGUCGCUACAAUUGGUAUCACCCAUCAUGCUCAGGACCAUCUCGGAGAAGUGGUGUUUGUGGAGGUGCCGGAGCCUGGCGGCUCCGUGGCACAAGGCAGCAGCUUUGGAGCUGUGGAAAGUGUAAAAGCCACCAGUGAUGUUAACUCCCCAAUAUCCGGCGAGAUUGUUGAGGUCAACACAAAGCUUACUGAAGCACCUGGUUUGAUCAAUUCAAGCCCAUAUGAAGAAGGAUGGAUGAUCAAGGUGAAACCAAGCAAUGCAUCAGAAUUAGAAUCCUUGAUGGGUCCAAAAGAAUACACGAAAUUCUGCGAAGAAGAAGAUGCUGCACAUUAGCAUUUCGUUGUGCUCGUGCAUUUCAUUUUCUUUCACUUUCGCACUUGUUCUACUGCUGCUUCAUGUACAAAACAAAAGCUAUGACAAUAACUAUCUGAUUUGAUGAAAUUUAAGCACCCUAUGCUAUGUUUCUGCCGAA